UGUCCUCAGAACAUCAUGGAAGGGAGGCUACCGGACGUCAUGCUUCCAGUGUGGUUCACCAACGGCUUGGAGGUCGUCUCGUCGUACGUUCAGGACCAGAGCGAGGACUGCCUUUUCUUAAACAUAUAUGUACCCACUGAGGACGUAAAAAGAAUAUCCAAGGAAUGUGCCAGGAAACCGGGCAAGAAAAUAUGUAGAAAAGGAGGUCCCCUAACAAAGAAACAGAAUGAUGAUUUAGGUGAUAAUGAAGGUACAGAGGACGAAGACAUCCGCGAAAGUGGUAGCCCGAAACCAGUGAUGGUAUUUAUCCAUGGGGGAUCUUACAUGGAAGGAACUGGGAAUAUGUUUGACGGAAGCAUCCUGGCAAGCUAUGGCAAUGUCAUUGUGAUCACCUUGAACUACCGACUUGGAGUACUGGGGUUUUUAAGCACUGGUGACCAAGCUGCCAAGGGAAACUAUGGACUCCUUGAUCAAAUCCAAGCGCUGCGCUGGACUAGUGAAAACAUUGCUUUCUUUGGGGGUGAUCCAUUACGCAUUACUGUUUUCGGAUCAGGGGCCGGUGCCUCCUGUGUCAAUCUGUUGACCUUGUCCCAUUAUUCUGAAGGACUCUUCCAGAGAGCAAUAGCACAGAGUGGCACCGCGCUCUCCAGUUGGGCUGUCAGCUUCCAGCCUGCCAAGUAUGCCCGCAUGCUGGCCAAGAAGGUGGGCUGCAACCACAAAGACACUGUAGACCUAGUGGAGUGUCUUCAGAAGAAGCACUACAAAGAGCUUGUGGAUCAGGACAUCCAACCUGCCCGGUACCACAUUGCAUUUGGGCCAGUUAUCGACGGUGACGUGAUCCCUGAUGACCCACAGAUCCUGAUGGAGCAAGGGGAAUUUCUCAACUAUGACAUCAUGCUGGGUGUCAAUCAAGGGGAGGGGCUAAAAUUUGUGGAGCUCAUUGUUGACAGCGAGAAUGGGGUACAGGCAAAUGAUUUUGACUAUGCUGUGUCCAGCUUUGUAGAUGACUUGUAUGGUUACCCAGAAGGCAAGGACAUCCUCAGGGAGACCAUUAAGUUCAUGUAUACUGACUGGGCAGACCGACACAACCCAGAGACCAGGAGGAAGACUCUUCUGGCCCUAUUCACAGACCAUCAGUGGGUUGCACCCGCGGUGGCAACUGCUGACCUCCACUCCAGCUUUGGAUCUCCCACCUACUUCUACGCAUUCUAUCACCACUGUCAGACUGAACAGGUGCCGCCUUGGGCAGAUGCCGCCCAUGGGGAUGAGAUCCCAUAUGUCUUUGGACUACCCAUGAUCGGCCCUACAGAGCUCUUCCCUUGCAACUUCUCUAAGAAUGAUGUCAUGCUGAGUGCUGUCGUGAUGACUUACUGGACAAAUUUUGCCAAAACUGGUGACCCCAACCAGCCAGUGCCUCAGGACACGAAGUUCAUUCACACCAAACCCAACCGCUUUGAGGAAGUUGCGUGGACCCGCUACAACCAGAAGGACCAGUUGUACCUGCAUAUUGGCCUGAAGCCACGGGUGAAGGAGCACUACCGUGCCAACAAGGUGAAUUUGUGGCUAGAGUUGGUGCCCCACCUGCACAGUAUCAACGAGGUUACCCAGGUCCUCUCGACUACCACAAAGGUCCCCCCACCGGAAGUCACCAGGACACCAAAGAAUAUUCCUGUCAACACCAAGCGGCCUAAUCCCACCCCUUUCCCUACGGAAAACCAAGGCAGUCAGAACCAGCCCUUCCUAGUGGACCAGAGGGACUACUCCACUGAGUUGAGUGUCACCAUUGCAGUUGGGGCUUCCCUACUCUUCCUCAACAUUUUGGCCUUUGCUGCGCUUUACUACAAGAAGGAUAAGAGGCGGCAUGACGUGCACCGGCGAUGUAGCCCACAGCGCAACACCGCCAAUGACUUGGCUCAUACCCAGGAGGAAGAGAUCAUGUCCCUUCAGAUGAAGCACACCGACCUGGACCGAGAGUGUGAUACCAUCCAUCCGCACGAGGUGGUCCUGAGAACUGCCUGUCCUCCCGACUACACCUUAGCCAUGCGAAGGUCCCCAGAUGACAUCCCCCUCAUGACCCCCAACACCAUUACCAUGAUCCCCAACACAAUGUCUGGGAUCCAGUCCUUGCAUACGUUUAACACCUUUUCUGGACAGAACAACACGCUGCCCCACCCUCAUUCACACUCGACAACCAGGGUAUAACCAGUGGGACCACAGCACACAAGCAGGACCCAACUGGGAAAUGUGUCCUGGAAC
Messenger RNA from Scleropages formosus (Asian bonytongue), 2256 nucleotides. Its product is annotated as neuroligin-1. The record is from RefSeq and is a predicted model, not a curated record. The coding region runs from base 16 to 2202 and encodes 728 amino acids. Lineage: Eukaryota; Metazoa; Chordata; Actinopteri; Osteoglossiformes; Osteoglossidae. Gene Ontology annotation, molecular function: neurexin family protein binding. The transcript is spliced from 7 exons. Gene Ontology annotation, cellular component: membrane.